CGCAGACGCAUUUCUCAGUGCGCGGAGGGCGGCUCGGCCGCGCGCACGCCGGGUAUCCAGGCCGAGCCGGGAGCGAGAGCAUGGCGGGCGCGGGCGCAAAGCGGCGCGCGGUGGCGUCCCCUGCGGCGACGCUGGCGGCGGCAGCCGAGGAGGAGCGGCAGGCGAGAGAGAAGAUGCUGGUGGCGCGGCACGCGGACGGCUCGGAUUCCGGGGGCGAAGGCGUGACCCUGCAGCGCAACAUCACUCUGCUCAAUGGUGUGGCCAUCAUCGUGGGCACCAUCAUCGGCUCGGGCAUCUUUGUGACGCCCACGGGCGUGCUCAAGGAAGCGGGCUCGCCCGGGCUGGCCCUCGUGGUGUGGGCUGUGUGUGGCGUCUUCUCCAUCGUGGGCGCACUCUGCUACGCCGAGCUGGGCACCACCAUCUCCAAGUCGGGCGGCGACUACGCCUACAUGCUGGAGGUCUACGGCUCGCUGCCGGCCUUCCUCAAGCUCUGGAUCGAGCUGCUCAUCAUUCGGCCCUCCUCACAGUACAUCGUGGCGCUGGUCUUCGCCACCUACCUGCUCAAGCCGAUCUUCCCCACCUGUCCGGUGCCCGAGGAGGCAGCCAAGCUCGUGGCCUGCCUCUGCGUGCUGCUGCUUACAGCUGUGAACUGCUACAGUGUGAAGGCUGCCACCCGCGUGCAGGAUGCCUUUGCUGCUGCCAAGUUGUUGGCCCUGACCCUCAUCAUUCUGCUCGGCUUCAUCCAGAUGGGCAAGGAGAUGGGCAAAGGUGAUAUGUCCAACCUAUCCCCUAGGUUAUCCUUUGAAGGCACCAAUCUGGACGUGGGGAACAUUGUGUUGGCGUUGUACAGUGGCCUCUUUGCCUACGGAGGAUGGAACUACCUGAAUUUUGUCACAGAGGAGAUGAUCAACCCCUACAGAAACCUGCCCCUGGCCAUCAUCAUUUCCCUGCCCAUUGUUACGCUGGUAUAUGUGCUGACAAACCUGGCCUAUUUCACUACCCUGACUACCAACCAAAUGCUGACGUCUGAAGCCGUGGCUGUGGACUUUGGGAACCACCACCUGGGAGUCAUGUCCUGGAUCAUUCCAGUCUUCGUGGGCUUGUCCUGCUUUGGCUCCGUCAAUGGAUCUCUCUUCACAUCCUCAAGGCUGUUCUUCGUGGGGGCCAGGGAGGGCCACCUGCCUUCUGUCCUCUCCAUGAUCCACCCACAACUCCUGACACCUGUGCCAUCUCUGGUGUUCACAUGUGUCAUGACCCUGAUGUAUGCCUUCUCCAAUGACAUCUUCUCCAUCAUCAACUUCUUCAGCUUCUUCAACUGGUUGUGUGUGGCCCUGGCUAUCAUCGGCAUGAUGUGGCUCCGCUUCAAGGAGCCUGAGCUGGAGCGUCCCAUCAAAGUGAAUCUGGCUCUCCCAGUGUUUUUCAUUCUGGCCUGCCUCUUCCUCAUUGCUGUGUCCUUCUGGAAAACACCCACAGAGUGUUGCGUUGGCUUUGCCAUCAUCCUCAGUGGGCUCCCGGUCUACUUCUUCGGUGUCUGGUGGAAAAACAAGCCCAAGUGGCUCCUGCAGACCAUCUUCUCCGUGACGGUGCUCUGCCAGAAGCUCAUGCAGGUGGUUCCUCAGGAGACUUAGCCGCCAGUCCUGGGUGCCACAGGGAGAGUGCACACUGUGACUGCUUCCAGACAACUCACCUUCGGAAAAGCAGCAUCCGGGCCUGUCAUUCCCCACAGCUCCAGUGAGCACCGCCAACUACCAUCAUCCGCUGUCCCUCGAUGGUCAGGUGUCCACAGUGGCUGUGAAAGAAAACUGGUACGAAUUUGGUCCCAGGAGGCUACCAUCCACACACAGCACCCGAUGUGAGGCGUGCUGUGAGCUGAGGCCUGGUCUUUUCCAACUCUCUGAGGACUGCCACGUCUGGCUUUUCUCCCCUCUGAUUUUUUGUUUUGUUUUGUUUUGUUUUUGUAGUGUGCAUUUGGUCAAGUUUACACUACCGAGAUGAUUAUUUUUUUUUUAACAAAACAGGGUAGCAAGAAGCACGAGCUGUGUGUUCAGAACGGUCCAGCUCUGACUGUGACAGCUGCUGGCCACAGCUCCUCUCCCAAGGCUGUUGUUCAGUAGCAUGGUGUGUGCCUCAAGCGGACCACAUCACUGUCAUCAGGUCAAAAGAGCUGUCAUCAGGUCAAAAGAGCUACUGAGAUUGGAGUGUCACCUCUUCCAUUGUGGACUUGGACUGACAGAUGGCACAUACGAUAGCGUGUGGUUUUUUUGUUUUUCUGGGAUCCUAGAGAUGGAACUCCAGCCUCAUUCAUAUGAGAGGCAAGCACUCUACUGCUGAGUUAUUUUCUUAACAUUAUAAAGGUGUAGCUCAGGUCUCCUCGUCCUGAAGUCCCGGUGAUUUCCCUUAGCCCCCGUGAAAGAGACCUGCAGCCAUAACCCUGAAGCAGCUGGCCGCCAUAGCUGGAAGCUCAUGGAAGAGGUGGCUGCCACCCACAGGGCCAUGUGUUCUUGUGCACACAGGCAGACACACACACACACAGGCACACAUGCACACCAUUAGGAACAGACUGAGAAGGCUGACAGUGACCAGCACCACGGGUCUCCCACCCACACAGCUCUGCCCACCUUCAUGGUUACUGAGUCUGCCAGAGCUCUCUGCCAAGUCUGCCCCUCCCCCACCCUCUCCCUAUCCCUUGUGGCCAUUGUCCAGAAGAAUAUGCACCAAGCACCCCUCUGCUCUCUGCCACCUGUGUGGCAAGACCACUCCAGCUUCCUGAGUGUGAAAGCUGCUGGCCACAUGCUGCUAUCCCUCCUGUGUGGGACCACCCCACAGGCUUCCCCGGUCUUCUGGGAGAGACAGUCGAGGUCCAGCCAGCGCAUCAAGUGAAGCAGCUGAUUAGCUUAGAGGGGCGUCAGGAAGUAAGACUCCCCUGCUGGCCCCUGUAAUUGCCUUAGAUCAUGGCUUCCCUGAAGUGGGCUGGACUGCUAUGCAGCUCUUCUGUGGUGGUAACCUUGACUACUGGCCACUCUGACCUCCCCUCUAUGCUUCUGGGGUCCCCUUUAUUGCGGUGAGGAGGGAGAGGUCAAGAUUAGAGUGCUCCUUGAAGGCUUUCCAAGAGAUCUAAAUGCGGACUCCAGGACUCCAAUAAAAAUCCGGUCAAGGACCCAUUCCCAUCCUGGAGCACAUCCCAGACCCAGCCUGGGUUCAAAGGGCAGGGACUCUUGGCCAUGUCCAUGGUGCUGACCCAGGCCCUCUGAGAAGGCCCUGCUCUUGGCUACAUCUGAUGUCCUGAGGGCUCCCAUCUGUAGCUUUCUGUUUUUUGUUUUUUGUUUUUUUUUUAAGCAAGCCCUGACCACACAGCACUUUUCAUUUUGGUUUCGUCCUAACAUGUCACUGACCUAGAGAACACCGAAGCCUGGCUUAUUUCCAUGGUCAGUGUGUGAGUUCUGUACAGGGUGUGCUCCUGCCACAUUGGGUCCAUCUACUGUGCCACCUGAGGUAGUGUUGUGGCUCUGGCAUCUUUUAACAUUGUAUUAAUGGCUAACCUGUUACAUUAGGCUGGGGGAUUGCAGAGUUCUGCUGUUUUGUGAGGCUUUUUGUUUUGUUUUGUUUUGUUUUUAAAGCUAUUGGAAUUCUAA
Molecule: messenger RNA, 3632 nt
Organism: Meriones unguiculatus (Mongolian gerbil)
Lineage: Eukaryota; Metazoa; Chordata; Mammalia; Rodentia; Muridae
Gene: Slc7a5
Product: solute carrier family 7 member 5
Exons: 10
Coding region: 81-1628 (515 amino acids)
Biological process (GO): neutral amino acid transport; amino acid transmembrane transport
Cellular component (GO): membrane
Molecular function (GO): neutral L-amino acid transmembrane transporter activity; L-amino acid transmembrane transporter activity
Source: RefSeq, a predicted model, not a curated record